This is a messenger RNA of Blepharisma stoltei, 915 nucleotides long. Lineage: Eukaryota; Ciliophora; Heterotrichea; Heterotrichida; Blepharismidae. The record is from the annotation of a GenBank genome assembly.
AUGAGUGUGACUGCGAAUCUUAUCAAACAGCUCAGAAAUUUAACAGGCUCUCCAAUUAUUAAUUGCAAGCAAGCUUUGGAAGAAUCAGCUGGAGACUUAACAAAAGCCCAAGAGUGGCUACGAGUAAAAGGAAUUUCUCAAGCCCACAAAAAACUAGGCAAAUCGGUCAGUGCUGGCUUAGUGGGAGGUCUAAUAACUCCAAAUGCUGGCUAUCUCCUGGAAGUCCUCUGUGAAACCGAUUUUGUUGCACGAACUGAUAUGUUUCAAAAGUUCACAACUGAUACUCUAAUGUCUUGGUCAAAAUCUCAAUUACCUUUUUCACAAAUUUCUUCAUUACAUUUAGAAGGCUUUAACCAGACUCUUGAAGAAGCCAAAUUAGAAUCAAUUUCCAAGCUUGGAGAAAAUGUCCUUGUAAGAAGAGGUGAAAUGAUGGAGCAAUGCGGAAAAAGUGCAGUUGGGCUGUACCUUCAUAAUUCAGUCAACUCUUUACUUUCACAAUCAGGAUGCAUGCUGAAACUUCAAGCUGAAAAACCUUUAGCAGAAGAAGAUAAAGAAUGAAUUUCAAAAUUAGCAAAUUCUUUGUGCAUGCAAGUAGUUGCUGCAAAGCCGCUAUUUUUAUUUAAAAAUCAAAUACCUAUAGAAUUCAGAGAGAAAGAAAGAAUGGCAGUAGAGGAGCAAAUUGAUGAAAAAACCAAAGCUAAACCAAAAAAUAUUUAUGAUGAAAUCGUCAAAGGCAAACUGGAAAAAUCCUUAGACCAAGUGACGCUAUUUGAGCAAACCUUCAUGAUUUCAGAAGAACCAGGCGAAAAAUCAGUCAAACAAGUCCUACAUGAGGCAUCCAAAAAAAUCGAUUCUCCUCUCGCAAUUACUGGCUAUAAAUUUUACCAAUGUGAAUCCGAAAUUCAGCAAUCCUAA